CUUGGUAGGUCGUGUUUGCGUUAUCUGAAAGAUCAAAACGACACAAAAUGGAUGAUGGUAUAGCUUGUUGUGUCGUGGACAAUGGUUCCGGUAUGUGCAAGGCCGGAUUCGCCGGCGACAACGCUCCCCGUUCCGUCUUCCCCUCCGCUGUCGGCAGACCCCAUCAUCAGGGUGUGAUGCGGGGUAUUUGUCAACACAACAGCUAUGUGGGGGACGAGGCCCGGAGAUUGAGAGGUUUCCUCACCGUCAAGUACCCCAUCGAGCACGGCAUUGUCACCAACUGGGACGAUAUGGAGGAGAUCUGGCAUCACAUCUUCUACAAUGAGCUCCGUGUGGCGCCGGAAGACCACCCAGUCCUGUUGACCGAGGCUCCACUCAAUCCAAAGGCCAACAGAGAAAAGAUGACCCGGAUCAUGUUCGAGACCUUCAACUGCCCAGCUAUAUACGUCGCUGUGCAGGCUGUGUUGUCCCUGUUCGCCCUCAAUCGUAACACCGGUAUUGUCAUGGACUCUGGUGAUGGUGUGUCCCACACUGUACCCAUUUAUGAAGGUCACGCCCUACCUCACGCCAUUCUAAGGUUGGAUCUUGCCGGGAGAGAUCUAACAGAUUACUUGAUAAAUGUCCUCAGCGAGCGUGGCUAUUACUUCAAUUCAACGGCCGAGCGUGAAAUCGUCAACGAUAUCAAGGAGAAGCUCUGCUACGUCGCGCUCGACUUCGAACAGGAAAUGCGAACAGCAGCAUCAUCCAGCUCACUCGAGAAGAGCUACGAACUUCCUGACGGUCAGGUAAUCACAAUUGGCGACGAGCGUUUCCGUUGUCCAGAGGCCAUGUUCCAGCCAUCGUUCUUAGGCAUGGAAUCAGCCGGUAUCCACGAAACCACAUACAACAGCAUCAUGAAGUGCGACGUCGACAUCCCUAUGUACGUCGCUAUACAGGCUGUGUUGUCCCUGUACGCCUCCGGUCGUACCACCGGUAUUGUCACGGACUCUGGUGAUGGUGUGUCCCACACUGUACCCAUUUAUGAAGGUUACGCCCUACUUCACGCCAUUCUGAGGUUGGAUCUUGCUGGGAGAGAUCUUACAGAUUACAUGAUGAAAAUCCUCACCGAGCGUGGCUAUUCUUUUACUACAACGGCCGAGCGUGAAAUCGUCAGAGAUAUCAAGGAGAAGCUCUGCUAUGUCGCGCUCGACUUCGAACAGGAAAUGCGAACUGCAGCAUCGUCCAGCUCACUCGAGAAGAGCUACGAACUUCCUGACGGUCAGGUAAUCACAAUUGGCAACGAGCGUUUCCGUUGUCCAGAGGCCAUGUUCCAGCCAUCUUUCUUAGGCAUGGAAUCUGCCGGUAUCCACGAGACCACGUACCACAGUAUCAUGAAGUGCGACGUCGACAUCCGUAAGGACCUCUACGCCAACAUUGUUAUUUCGGGAGGUUCCACGAUGUUUCCCGGAAUCGCCGACCGGAUGCAGAAGGAAAUCACCGCCCUGGCACCACCAACCAUGAAGAUCAAGAUCAUCGCUCCACCAGAGCGUAAAUACUCUGUCUGGAUUGGUGGCUCCAUCCUGGCCUCCCUGUCCUCAUUCCAGCAGAUGUGGAUCAGCAAGCAGGAGUACGACGAAGCUGGCCCAUCCAUCGUCCACCGGAAGUGCUUCUAAAUGC
Messenger RNA from Dreissena polymorpha, 1656 nucleotides. Its product is annotated as actin-3-like. The record is from RefSeq and is a predicted model, not a curated record. The coding region runs from base 48 to 1652 and encodes 534 amino acids. The transcript has 3 exons. Lineage: Eukaryota; Metazoa; Mollusca; Bivalvia; Myida; Dreissenidae.